AUGUCGCAGCCGGUUCGUGCCGCUCUGAUGCCAAUUCAUACAUCACUUGGCAGUCUACUCUUUUUUGGUGCCCUUAUAGCUGUUGUCUCGGGGUUGACAGAGAAGAAUUUCUUUUCAGAAAAAUAUUCCGAGCUGCGGUCUCGAGAAAUGCUGGGAAAUUUCGUCGGUGUUUCUGCCAUACUGUUUGUUUCGGUUGUUUACUAUGUCAUUUCCAAUCGCGACUAUCGUCGUCAAGAGACAUCCACUUCUUCAUCUGAGGAAACGGUCGUCAGUACCCACCCAUUUGCCACAAACGCUCCCUGA
This is a messenger RNA of Protopolystoma xenopodis, 303 nucleotides long. The record is from the annotation of a GenBank genome assembly. Lineage: Eukaryota; Metazoa; Platyhelminthes; Monogenea; Polystomatidea; Polystomatidae.